This is a messenger RNA of Melopsittacus undulatus (budgerigar), 2196 nucleotides long. It is a transcript of the gene GPR149, whose product is annotated as G protein-coupled receptor 149. The transcript is spliced from 4 exons. Bases 1 to 2196 code for a protein of 731 amino acids. The record is from RefSeq and is a predicted model, not a curated record. NCBI's taxonomy places the organism in Eukaryota, Metazoa, Chordata, Aves, Psittaciformes, Psittaculidae. Gene Ontology annotation, molecular function: G protein-coupled receptor activity; neuropeptide binding. Gene Ontology annotation, cellular component: neuron projection; plasma membrane. Gene Ontology annotation, biological process: neuropeptide signaling pathway.
AUGUCGGUAACGCCCAGUAAUUUGUCACUUAGUGGGAUGAGCUCCUUCACUGAAAAUCAUAGUGCUAUGGAUAAGCCUCACGAGCAGAGAACUUUGAAUGUUUUUCUAUUCUGCUUGACUUUUAUCAUUGCAUUCACAGCACUUCUGGGCAGCAUUUAUUCUCUAGUUUCCCUGCUGAAAAUACAAACCAGAACCACAGUUUCAAUGAUUGUGACUUCUUUGUCAAUAGAUGAUUUGAUCAGCAUCGUGCCAGUGAUUAUUUUCAUGCUCACCCAGUGGUCAAGUGAUGUCCUCCCCCAGCCUCUGUGCACCACCUCAGCUCUUAUAUAUUUAUUCCAGGGCAUUUCUAGCAACCUGAAAGGAUCUCUUAUAGUUUCUUACAACUUUUAUACCAUCAGCAAAACUGAGACAAUGAGCUGCAGCACUUCCAAGCAACGAGUGAACAUGGUAUGGGCCAUUCUUACCAUUUGGAUUGUCAGUUUGCUGAUCUGCAUUUUGCCUCUUUGUGGUUGGGGCAAGUACAUCCCUACCUCCUGGGGCUGCUUCACUGACUGUGCCAGUUCCUACAUCUUGUUUUUAUUUAUUGUCUACUCACUGUGCUUUUGCCUCCUCACAGUGCUGUCUGUUCCUCUAACUUACCAGCUGUUGUGCUCAGAUGAGCAACAGCUAUUACACGGUGAUUACCAGGAAGUCUCUGGAGGCUGUAUCACCCCUGGGACACCUGCAGGCUGCGGUACUGCUACUCUGUCUCUGUCACCAGUGGACCCUGUGGAUAAAACUCUGAAGCAUUUCCAAAACACAUGUCCAGUCUCGGAGGCAGUUUUGAGAAAAUGUGUGGCUGGAAGCAGUGCACUUGAGCACCACUGUGUGAGCAGCAUACAGAGCAGGAGCUCCAUAGUGGGCUUUGCCCAGAAACGAUUCUCACUGAUUCUUGCAUUGACAAAAGUCAUCCUCUGGCUUCCAAUGAUGAUACAAAUGGUUGUCCAGCACACCACUGGUUUCCAGAGCCUUUCUUUUGAGACGCUUAGCUUCCUGCUGACUUUGCUGGCUGCCACAGUCACCCCAGUAUUCGCCAUGUCAGAACACUGGAUCCAUCUGCCCUGUGGCUGCAUCAUUAAUUGUGGGAGUAAUUCUUCUGCAAUGUCUUCAGAAGAAUUCAAAAGUAAACGUAGAGGUUUCGAAUUCAACCUGUCAUUCCAGCAAGGUUAUGGAAUCUACAAAAUCUCCCAUGAAAAUCACCACCACCACCACAGUGGGGAUGGUCAGUCUACAUCCUGUCACAACCUGGUGAGUGAUGAUAGCAGUAACUCUAAAGAACCUGGGAGCAGAAGCACUGACCUCCCCCACUGUGGGGCAGCAGCAUUCAGCAUCCUGGCCCUGGCAGAAUGCUCCCAGGAUGUACCACCAGGACCAGUGGCCAGGCAGGAGUCCAGCAAGGAAGGGGGCACCAACCUCCUCCUUCCUGACAAGUGGGAAACCCUUGACAGAGAAGAGGGCAGAAAUACUGAGCAGUCAGCUUUCUCUGAAGGACCAGAAAGGAGGCUGUCACAGGAGGAAGGCCGUAAACCUGAACUCACAGAUUGGGAAUGGUGCAGGAGUAAAUCAGAAAGGACCUCUCGGCAGCGAUCAGGUGGGGCCUUGGCUGUCCCUUUGUGUGCAUUUCAAGGAACUGUAUCUCUUCAGGCACCCACAGGAAAAACACUGUCUUUAUCCACCUAUGAGGUAAGCACUAAAGGGCAAAAAAUGACACCCAUGUCAAAGAAAAUUGAAGUAUAUAGAUCUAAAAGUGUUGGUCAUGAGCCAAACCCAGAGGAGUCUCCUGAUACAUUUGCUGACACAAGUGUUAAAAUUCAUUUAGAGGUACUUGAAAUCUGUGACAAUGAAGAGGCCCUGGAUACUGUGUCAAUCAUCAGUAACAUUAGCCAGUCCUCCACGCAGAUAAGGUCUCCAUCCUUACGUUAUUCAAGGAAAGAAAAUAGGUUUGUCUCAUGUGAUUUAGGGGAAACUGCCUCCUACUCCCUCUUCAUACCAUCAAACAGUCCUGACAGCAAUAUUAACAUAUCAAUUCCAGACACUGUUGAAGCUCAUAGGCAGAACAGUAAAAAGCAGUCUGUGGAAAAAAGUGGUUAUCAGGAAGAAAUACAGAUAUUGAAUAAAGCAUACAUAAAACGGGAAGAAGAUGGCACCAGCAAUUAA